AUGCCUCACCUACCAUACAAUCGCCCUGAUCCUUUAGGCAUAGAACUGCAAGGCAGAAGCCAUCGUGAGGUUGGCGACAUCGGCCCCAGACACCUAAAGUUGGAAAUUCUAAACAAACCAAGCUUCGAUAAACCAUUCUCGGAGAUAUUCCUGACCGAGAGCGAGCGUCCACCUUCAUGGAUGGACCCAUUUAUCGACUACCUCUCUAAGGGCAACGAGCCCCAGGACAAGUGGGGCCUAGACUUCAUAGGCAAGUUCCCAUCAGCACCGGGACAGCUCAAAUUUGCCAUCGUCGUAGUGGACUACAACACCAAGUGGGUUGAGGCCGAGGCUCUAGCCACAACGGGCUCUAGCCACAAUCACGGUUGCCAAGCUAUCGAGAUUUUCUUUCGGAAAGAUGAUGUUGAUUUAAAUCUACUCCCGUGCUUCGACACCAAGGUCGCCAGGUCCGACGGCUUCAGCUUCGGGAUCGCCUUCGCCUCCCGUUACGGCGCUAACUCCACCUCCCAGUUGUCUCCGUGCGACACUAGACUCUCGCCCUCUCUGUCAAAUCCUCAAUGUUGGCUUGUUUUGAAUUCCAUCGAUUCAUUGUGGUUUGUGAUUUUGAAUUUGCAGGAUAAUUAUGGGGGAUAUAUGGUUGCUUUUGCUGGGCAUAAAUAUGCUGCAAGGUCUACUGCGGCUUUUGUUGCCAAUAGUACCUACACUGUCACCAGCUUUACUCUUGUGCUUGAGUUCACCAAGGGCAGGCAGCAGCACCUGCAUUGGAAAAGGGAUGGGUGCGUCAAAUGUUCUGGGAGCUCCAGCUUUGUUUGCCUGCACAAUCGGGACUGUGCAAUCAAGACAAAUAGCUGCAAAACCCAUGGAGGCACUGUGGAUUGCAGCCUCAGGAUCCAAUUGGCAUUUUCUGGGAUGGAUAAGCACCUAUCCGUUUUGAACUCAUGGUAUGAAGCACAGAACCUUGGUCAGUACUCCCUUUAUGGUCUGUAUUCAAAUCUGAAGGAUUCUCUCACUAGGCAGUAUAACAAGUUUUUCUGA
Messenger RNA from Rosa chinensis, 1035 nucleotides. RefSeq lists its product as uncharacterized. NCBI's taxonomy places the organism in Eukaryota, Viridiplantae, Streptophyta, Magnoliopsida, Rosales, Rosaceae. The record is from RefSeq and is a predicted model, not a curated record. The transcript is spliced from 5 exons. Gene Ontology annotation, molecular function: nucleic acid binding. The coding region runs from base 1 to 1035 and encodes 344 amino acids.